AUGGCUCCUACGGACCUCAACACUUCGGCCACCGGCAGCUACUGCACCACCCCGGUAUGUCUCGAGAUCGCCUCAAACAUUCUUGAGAAUCUCGCGGUCAACUAUACCGAAGUCGAUCCGUGCACAGACUUUGACAAACUGGCAUGCGGGGGCUACAAGUCCAGGCAUGCUCCGGCGGCCGGCGCGGGUAAGGCAUCGACAUUGGGCGAUGUCGGCGAUGAGGUGUCGAUCGUUUUGAAGAACAUUUUGGAGGGCGGGUACCAGUCGGGAGCGAACGCGGGCUUCAUCACGGCGUCGUUGCCCCAGGAUCAGGUUCAGACGGAUAAAGACAACUUCAAGCUCAUUGUCGACGCGUACAAUGCCUGCCUGAACACCACCGAGGUUGAGGCGGCGGGACUGACGCCGUUGAUAAGCUUCAUCGACCGUAUUGUGAAGGCCUUCCCUGUAUCAAGCGGUGGUAAAGAUCCCCAGCGGAUGAUUAGCAAAGAUGAUGCUCCUGAAAUGGGCAAGGCUUUGCUGUUAUUCUCCGAGUAUGGAAUCAACACGUUUGAAACGCUUGGCGUGGACUGGGAUGACCAGAACCCCAACAAGACGAUCAUCUCCCUCCUCCCCGGCGGCACGUCGAUACUGACCGGCCGUGAGGACAACGAGACAGUUACAAACUACCUCAAAAUCCAGGCGUCGGUUCUCCAGGCAGUUCACCCCGCGAACAUCUCGCAAGCCGACUCUCAAAGGUUAGCGGUGGCGGUAACUAAAUUCGAGAAGGACCUCAAAAAGGUGCAGCAAACUGAUGACAGCAAAGAUGCCGACGAUAAACCACUCAAGAAGAUGAAGUUUGAAGAUGCCGUAAAGGUGGCCCCUGAACUUGAUCACGGCUCCAUCAUCAAGGCUCUUGCGCCUGAGGACUACAACCCAGAGCAUAUCGUCUUCUCGCCAGCCUACUUCGGCAAUCUCUCCUCGCUCCUCGCCAACACUAGCGCAGAGGUAGUACAAACCUUCUUCGUCUGGAAGGCUACCACGACGCUCUCUAGCUAUGUCGAGGCAGAAGCAACGGAAAAUCUCAGCGACUUCCGCUCAGUCCUCCGCGGUCUCGACCCCGUCGCCGUUGGAAAGCAACCACGAUGGGACCGGUGUGUCUCUGACGUCGACUCCGGCCCGACAUGGACCAGCUUCCCCGCGGGUCUCGGCUGGAUCCUCAGCCGCUUCUUCCUUGACAAGGCCUACUCCAGAGAAGCGCGCGAGCUGACCACCUCUCUCAUGGGCUCUAUCCAGGGCACCUUCAUUGCCCGCCUCGGCGAUAAAGACUGGCUCACUGCCGCCGUCAAGAAAGUAGCCGAGGAGAAGGUCAACGCCAUCUCCAAGAAGAUCGGUUACCCCGACUCCUCCCCCGAGACCGUCAACCCAAAGAGUCUCUCAGACCACUUCAAGGGCGCGACGAUCAACACCUCCUUUUUCAACAACACGCUCUCCCUCGCCGCCCUCUCCACGAAACGCACCUGGUCCUACCUCGGCAAACCCAGCGACAAGGCCCUCUGGCUCAGCACCCCCUCCCAGACGAACGCAUACUACUUCCCUACGUACAACGACAUCGUCAUCCUCGCCGGCAUCCAGCAGAAGCCCCUCUACGCCGUCGGGUACCCCUCCUAUAUCAACUAUGGUGGCCUCGGCUCCGUCCUCGGCCACGAGCUGACCCACGGCUUCGACAACAGCGGCCACAACUACGCCCCCAACGGCUCCCUCACGAACUGGUGGGAUGACAGCAGCAUCAAGGCCUUCGAGGAGCGCACAAAGUGCUUCGUCGACCAAUACCAGAACUUCACCGUCACCGCGCCCAACGGCACCCAGGUGCCCGUCAAGGGCAACUUCACCCUCGGCGAGAACAUCGCCGACGCGGGCGGCGUCGCGACCUCGUACGCCGCGUGGAAGCGCGCCCAGGCCGACGGCAAGGUCCAGGACUUUGACCUGCCCGGCCUCGAGCGCUUCUCGCACGACCAGCUGUUCUUCCUCAAGUGGGCGCAGGCGUGGUGCGACGUCUCGGCGACCAAGGCGUACGACGUCUACCUGCUCAGCAACGACGUGCACUCGCCUGGGUUCGCGCGCAUCAAGGGGCCGUUGGAUAAUUCGAGGGAGUUCAGGAGGGCGUUCAAUUGCCCGGUACAGAAGCCUACCUGUGAGUUGUGGUAG
Messenger RNA from Colletotrichum chrysophilum, 2184 nucleotides. RefSeq lists its product as uncharacterized. Lineage: Eukaryota; Fungi; Ascomycota; Sordariomycetes; Glomerellales; Glomerellaceae. Gene Ontology annotation, molecular function: metalloendopeptidase activity. The record is from RefSeq and is a predicted model, not a curated record. Bases 1 to 2184 code for a protein of 727 amino acids. Gene Ontology annotation, cellular component: plasma membrane. The transcript is spliced from 4 exons. Gene Ontology annotation, biological process: protein processing.